UAUGGAUAUUCCUCCUGGAUUUGAUACUGAACAGAGUCAAGGAAAGGUGUGCAGAUUGAAGAAAGCUUUGUACGGAUUGAAGCAAUCUCCUAGAGCCUGGUUUGACAGAUUCUGCAAAGUAAUGAUCUCCUUUGGUUACCAACAAAGCAAUGCAGAUCACACUCUCUAUUAGACAUCAAAGCGCUAAACUCACUCUUCUCAUAGUUUAUGUUGAUGUCAUAGUAAUGGAAGAAGAUGACAAAGAGGAAUUAACCCGAUUGAAGAAUUUGUUGGCACAAGAAUUUGAGAUCAAGGAUCUAGGAAAACUACAGUACUUCUUGGGAAUUGAGGUUGCUAGAUCAAAAAGAGGAAUCUUCAUUUCUCAAAGAAAGUACGUUCUGGAUCUCUUGAAAGAAACCGGUAUGAUUGGUUGCAAACCAACAGAAUCACCCAUUGAGUGCAAUCACAAGCUACAAACAGGGGUUGGAGAGUCGAUUGAUAAGGAGAGAUAUCAGAGGCUAGUUGGAAGGCUUAUUUAUCUCUCUCACACUAGACCAGACAUAGCUUAUUCAGUGAGCUUAGUGAGUCAGUUUAUGCAUGAUCCCCGAGACUCUCAUAUGCAAGCUGUCUUCCAUAUUUUGUGGUAUUUGAAAUCUGCUCUGGGAAAGGCUUGCUUUUCUCCAAACAUGGUCACCUCCUGACAGAGGCCUAUACAGAUGCGGAUUGGGCUGAGUCUCUAGAUGAUAGAAAAUCUACAUCCGGUUACUGUACACUCGUAGGAGGGAACUUAGUCACUUGGAGAAGCAAGAAACAAAGUGUAGUUGCCAAAUCAAGUGCCGAAGCAGAAUUUAGAGCUAUGGUCCAGAGUGUUUGUGAACUUAUUUGGUUGCAAAAGUUAUUAGACGAGGGACUGUUUGAAAAAGGGGAAUUUUCCUUGUACUGCGACAACAAGGCUGUAAUCAAUAUAGCAAAUAAUCCUGUUCAACAUGACCGAACAAAGCAUGUUGAAAUUGAUAGACACUUCAUCAAAGAAAACGUUACAAGUGGUAUCCUGAGGUUGCUUCAUGAGUCGUCAGG
Molecule: messenger RNA, 1056 nt
Organism: Nicotiana attenuata
Lineage: Eukaryota; Viridiplantae; Streptophyta; Magnoliopsida; Solanales; Solanaceae
Exons: 1
Coding region: 150-680 (176 amino acids)
Source: RefSeq, a predicted model, not a curated record